This is a messenger RNA of Erigeron canadensis, 2006 nucleotides long. RefSeq names its product protein-tyrosine sulfotransferase-like. The record is from RefSeq and is a predicted model, not a curated record. Bases 376 to 1809 code for a protein of 477 amino acids. Lineage: Eukaryota; Viridiplantae; Streptophyta; Magnoliopsida; Asterales; Asteraceae. The transcript has 13 exons. Gene Ontology annotation, molecular function: heparan sulfate 6-sulfotransferase activity. Gene Ontology annotation, cellular component: membrane.
UCAUUAAUUAGGAUAAUAAAUAAAAAGGUGAAUUGAUUAAUGAAAGUUAUUAUAAAAAAUCCAAUAAUUCAACAGGAAAAGUAAAGACUUCUGUUAAGCUUUCAACAAACAUUCCUCCGGCUUCUCUCUCCUCCGUUACGCCGCCGUGCCACCGCCGGAGAGACAGAGAUACACACAUACAUAUACAUACACACAUACAUAUACAUAUAAAACUAAAAAGGAGACUUGCUUUCUAGAUGAGAUGACCCACCAUGAUCUUUGAAGUUUGGUCCAACAACACAAUUCAAGGAAAAUUUUUAUAAGCACUAAGAUCUCUUAUUUCCAUAAAUAAAUAAAUAAAUCACAGCUGAAGAUCUGGAAAACUGUGAAUGGAGAAUGGGGCAUUGUUUGAGACUUGCUCAAUUGGUGAUGAUUUUUGCUCUAGUUUAUCCAACUUCUAGCUCAUACAAUUUCGAGCACUGCAAAAAUUCUGUCAAACAAUGGGCGUCUUCUUCCCUUCAGUCAGAUACCAAAGAUGGUCAUAUUCUCAAGGAUUUGUUGUUUUUUCUUCACGUCCCUAGAACCGGAGGGCGAACUUAUUUUCACUGCUUUUUAAAGAAACUGUAUUCUAGUUCUCUAGAAUGCCCAAGAUCUUACGAUAAGUUGCGAUUUGAUCCCCACAAACCAGGUUGCAGGCUAUUGGUUACUCAUGAUGAUUAUAGCAUGAUGUCCAAGCUUCCAGGAGAGAAAACUUCAGUAGUGACAAUUCUAAGGGACCCGAUUGAGCGUGUUUUUAGUGCUUAUGAGUUUUCUAUAGAGGUAGCUGCUAGGUUUUUGGUGCAUCCAAAUUUGACUUCAGUUAUAAAAAUGUCAAACCGGGUGCGCUCAAAAAAUGGUGGUAUAAGCACACUUGAGAUUUGGCCAUGGAAGUAUCUGGUUCCUUGGAUGAGGGAGGAUUUAUUUUCUCGGCGAGACGUUAAAAAAAGAAACGGUCCAUCUUAUGCUCAUGGAAAUGAUUCUUAUGAUAUGGAGGAAAUAGUUAUGCCAUUACAUGAAUACAUUAGUCACCCUGUAGCUAUGGACAUUGUUCACAAUGGUGCCACAUUCCAGGUUGCGGGUUUGACAAAUAAUUCUAAUAUCCAUGAGGCACAUGAACUGCGCCAAUGUGUAAUCACCCAUCAGGUUCUUGGAAAAUAUGUGCUUGAAGUUGCAAAGAGAAGGCUGGACGAUAUGCUGUAUGUCGGAAUCACAGAGGACCACAAAGAAUCUGCCACUAUGUUUGCAAAUGUGGUUGGUGCGCAAGUCAUAUCUCAGUUAUUGGAAUCCGCUGUAAAUAAUGACACAGCAGAACAGGGCCCUUCUGAUUCGAGCAUUGAUACAACUGAUAAUCAGGAUAAUAGUUCAUCAACUACUAAAGCAAAAGGCAAAAAUAUGACUGUGGGAAAACUUAUGGAAACCUAUGAGACCUGCAUUUCUUCCCUAAGAUCAUCCCAAUCACAACGGCGUACUGCUUCUUUGAAAAGGAUCUUCCCAGCAAACUUUACAAAGGAGGCACGACGGCAUAUACCUGAUGCACUCCUCAAAGAGAUUAUAUCUCUGAAUAGUCUUGACAUGGAACUCUACAAAUAUGCCAAGGGAAUUUUUCAAAAGCAGCAUCAACUUAUGGAACAGAAAUUGCAAGAUUCUGUCACACCUGAGAAGUGGCAUGUGAUGCUUACCAAGAUAGACUCUUCAUGGAUAGCCGUUUAUUGUUUUGGUUUCACAUUCUUGGUUUCCUUGAUUUGCUUCUAUAAAAGUGCAAAAAGAAGAAUAUCUAAAAUUAAGGUAUGAAAAUUUUAGUUGAAUGAAGUUAUACCCAAACUGGCAUACAAAGUUAAUAGGAGUUGAAAUUUACCCACAUGCAGUCAAGUGGGCCAAUUUUUCUGAUUUGAACUUCAGUGAUUUAAAUGAGUCUUGCAAUUAACGAUGCGGAAAAUGGAUGUCAAUAUACUUAUGGGUGAUUUUAUAUACUAAUACAUGUUCCUCAA